Messenger RNA from Sitophilus oryzae (rice weevil), 1281 nucleotides. RefSeq lists its product as uncharacterized. The record is from RefSeq and is a predicted model, not a curated record. The transcript is spliced from 6 exons. The coding region runs from base 32 to 730 and encodes 232 amino acids. NCBI's taxonomy places the organism in Eukaryota, Metazoa, Arthropoda, Insecta, Coleoptera, Curculionidae.
AUGGAGUUGUAGUUGUUCUUGCAAGGCAGGGAUGUCAGGUUUCUGCAAACACAUUAUAGCCACUCUAAUUUAUGUUAAUAGAAAUGAGGAUUUAGAAGUGGUAAGCUGUACAGAUUUGGAGCAAAAAUGGGGAAAGGAAAAGAAGGGUGUCCAAGAAACCUAUAAGCCUGAGCCAUUCAAAGAAUUUUGUCACCCAGUGGUGAACAAUAAAUACGUCUUUUCUUCAUCCUCAGAGGUGGAUAGGGAAAAUUUUGCUCUUCUUAGCACAGGUGUACCAGAUUCGGCACUCACCAGAUUUCUAGGUCGGUCAACAAACCCUUCUACAACUUUGGCUCUUCAUAGCCAUUUUGUUACACUAGUGAAAGUUGCUCUUGCACAUGCGGAAAAUUCCAAGUGGUUAAAACAUUUAAAGAAUCAAAUUGAAAUAAGUACAUACAACUUACAGGAUUGUUGUCAAGAAAUUGUAAAUGUAUUAUCGUCAUGCAAUGUACUAGAGGUGGCAACAAAAUACGAGCAAGGUUCCAGUUCUUGGUCAGAAGAAAGAAAAUUAAGAAUUACAGGCUCAACAUGCUACUCAAUUUUUACUUUUAAAAAGGAAGAUGAAUGGGAGAAUAAAGCCAAAAAGUUAUUUUUUCCCAAACAUUUACGAAUAAAUUUGUUGAACAUGGAAGAAGAUAUGAGAAAGAAGCCUUGGAGGCUUUUAAAAAAGAAUGUGAGGAUGAAAUCGUAACUCCUGGAUUAGUAGUUUCAACAACAUUUCCAUGGCUGGGAUUUUCUCCUGAUGGUGUUGUUUUUGAGAAUGAUACCCCCACGACAUUACUCGAAAUAAAGUGCCCAUUUAUUGGAAAAGAUAAUCCACCUGAGAAAUUUUCGGAAUGUGAUUUCGUAACUAAAAUUGGAACGGAAAUGAAGCUGAAAGAGGCACAUUCUUAUUAUGGCCAGGUUCAAUUGGGGAUGGCUCUUUUGGGUUUAAGAAAUACAAAAUUAAUUUUGUAUUCGAGUUUUUCAAAAUCAUUCAUAAAAAUUAAUGUUAAUUUUAAUGAAACUUUUGCAGAGUUAUUGAUUAAAAGAAUCACAGAAAAUUAUUUUAGGCAUAUGUUGCAUUAUUAUUGUUUAAAUAAAUGAUAUCUUAAAAAUUAUGUGUUUAUUUAUGGGUAUACAUUCUAUAUUAAAAAAAUAAUAAUUACUAUGUACCAAAAUUUUCAUGCUUAAAUAAUAGAAAUUCAGUUAUAUUAAAAUGCAAACUAAUAAAGAAAAUUAUUUUAGGUAUAUAUGUUGCGU